UUUUAUUUUUUGAGUUUUAGGUUUUUGGAAAUGCAUUGCAGGGAUGAGGGAACUUCUUCCCCUAGCUUAGGUGUGAAGCGGUCCACCACCGAUCACCGCGUACGACGUCGUUUUGCACAAGGACACACAAAUUCCGUUGAUUUCGGGUUACAUUUCAUUCUACAGUCUGGACAUGAUCAUUGAGUCUUCCUCAUCCUUGGCAGCAAAAUUGAGAUCAUUCUCACUUGGUUUGUAUGCUUUUACUUUGAAGUGUCUGUCUUAAUGUAUUGAGGAACACCUGUUUUAAUGUAUUGAGGAACACCUGACUGUUGUUUGCCUGAAAGAACCAGUAAGCAAAUAUGAGAACUGGAUCAAUCUGAUAUGGUUAUGAUGGAAAAGCAAACUAGGACGGAUAGGAUUAGCAAUCUGCCAUGGGAUGUGUUGGACGCUAUCCUUGUGCACUUGCCACUAAAAGAUGCCGCAAGGACUAGCAUCUUAUCAAGUAAGUGGAGAUAUAAAUGGAUUAGCCUUUCACAGUUUGUAUUUGAUGAUAAAUGCUUCUCCAAUACUUUAUUGAACAAAGUAGACAGAUGGGGUGAGAUUAUGAAAAUUAUUCAUCGUGUCCAGAAAAAUCACAGUGGGCCAAUAGAAAAGUUCAAGCUUGCUGCUUAUUGCUGUCCAAAUCACUUGGAUUUAGAUCAGUGGAUGCACUUUUUAGCAGAGAAAGGCAUUAAGGAGUUUGUCCUUAAGGAGUUCUAUUUUAUCAGGCGCUUUAAGUUGCCUUGUUGUCUAUUCUCUUGUCAACAACUAAGACACUUGGAGCUGUAUGGUUGCACAUUCAAACUUCCACCCGAAUUUAAAGGAUUUAAGUGUCUUGCAAGCCUACAGCUCAGACAAGUCUGUGUAGACAGUGAUACACUUGAAAGUCUGAUUCUUCAAUGCCCUGUUCUCGAGAGAUUGAUUCUGUUAAAAAUUGAUGGUUUAACAUGUCUUAAAAUCCACAAUCCAAAUCUGAAGUACUUGAAAAUAUAUACUGAAUUUGGGAAUAUCUAUCUUGAAAAUAAUCCACUUCUCUCAAGCAUUGAUAUUCACCCAACAAGUGUGAACUUAGAAAUGAACAUGUUCUGUUCCCUUGAAGAAUGGAAAGCUUGCAAUUUGUUCAGGGUUCUUGGUUGCUUGUCUGGUGUUAAGAGGUUCUCUCUCUCUGGACACUUUCUUGAGUUUAUAGGUACUUCAAAUGUACCAGAGAGACUGCCUGAGAGGUUCAACCGGCUCAUGGCCCUUGAGCUAAGGGAAGUAAGUUUUAAAAGUUUGAAUGAAGUAAUGGUUUUUCUUGCCAUCCUCCAAAGUUCCCCAAAUUUAGAGGAACUCUCUAUCUCACAUCGUGAUUUAGAAGUUGGAUCAUAUGACAUACCUAUUGUGGAGUUCCUGAAAUCGCGUUAUCUAUUGGGCUCUCUCAACCAUCUCCAAGUAGUGAGAAUUAGAGGUAUCAUGGUUAGCAGACCUGAAUGGGAGCUCAUCAAGUUAAUACUUGCUAGUUCCCCAGCGCUUAAGACGAUGACCAUUGUUAAAUACAGAGGUUCGAGGAUUCCAGAAUCAGUGUUUCUGCAAGUUGAGCGGGCUUCGGAAAAUGCAAAAAUUAUAUCCUUAACAUUAUAGGCCAUCAUAUUUAUGAUGUUUAACUCUUUAUAUCUGUCAUAGCUGUUUAUAUAGCCUGUGUUUAACCUUAUCAACCAUAUUGUUCAUGCUGUUUUAUCUUUUCAUUUCAGACAACAGGUUAUCAAUCUAACACACUUCGCUGA
Molecule: messenger RNA, 1781 nt
Organism: Vitis vinifera (wine grape)
Lineage: Eukaryota; Viridiplantae; Streptophyta; Magnoliopsida; Vitales; Vitaceae
Product: F-box/FBD/LRR-repeat protein At1g13570
Exons: 5
Coding region: 361-1638 (425 amino acids)
Molecular function (GO): protein binding
Source: RefSeq, a predicted model, not a curated record